Molecule: messenger RNA, 510 nt
Organism: Olea europaea var. sylvestris
Lineage: Eukaryota; Viridiplantae; Streptophyta; Magnoliopsida; Lamiales; Oleaceae
Exons: 2
Coding region: 1-510 (169 amino acids)
Source: RefSeq, a predicted model, not a curated record
AUGGCUCAAGAAUUUGAGAUGGCGGAUAUCGGCAUCAUGGCCUACUAUCUUGGGAUAGAGGUAAAGCAAAUGGAGGACUGCAUUUUCAUCUCACAAGAAGGAUAUGCAAAAGAGAUUCUAAAGAAAUUCAAUAUGGAGGGCUGCAAGCCCGUAUGCACCCCCGUCAAAUGCGGAAUCAAGUUGUCGAAGAAUGAUGAAGGUGAAAAAUUAAAUCCAACACUUUUUAAGAGUCUUGUUGAAAGUCUAAGAUAUUUGACGUGCACAAGACCAGAUAUCCUUUUUGGAGUUGGGCUCAUUAGUCGCUAUAUAGAGAAACCUACCAUGACCCAUAUGAAAAUUGCAAAGAGAAUUCUUCACUACAUCAAAGGUACGCUUGAUUAUGGCUUAGUCUAUUCAUCAUCUAAUGAGUUCAAACUUGUUGGAUAUAGUGACAGUGAUUGGGGCGGAGAUAGUGAUGAUAAAAAGAGUACGACUGGCUACAUCAAGUAUCUGCCAUGCGAUUUGGCUUAG